Messenger RNA from Somion occarium, 1943 nucleotides. The record is from the annotation of a GenBank genome assembly. Lineage: Eukaryota; Fungi; Basidiomycota; Agaricomycetes; Polyporales; Cerrenaceae.
AAGAUGAUCAUUUCCCAAGCCGGUAGUAAUUCUGUUCGAAAGUUCAUGCAGGCUGUUGCAAGUUUUACGUGAUAUUCCUUCUAGUACUCGGCAUUCCUAUGUUGAAGGCAUACUCACGCGCAAGGCCUGGUCACAGUGCUGCAAGAUGGUUGUUGUAAUCCACCGGGGUUCCAUGAUGCCACUCUUCAGCUUUCCCUGGUAUCCGCUUGCCAAUUCUACCCAUCUUUUGCACAGCCCAGUCCCAACACGUUCCAUUUGCAUGUUGAAGAAUGUCUGAUGAGAAGCUGCAAGCUCUCACAUAACCUUUGAAGCAACCGUGCAGAUGGUUGCUUCAUUUACUCCUGACACUCACUGACAUCUUACUCCUAGUCGAUGGCUUCCGCGUACGACAUCCUAGGUGCUGUUCUUGGUGUCCUGGGGACAAUCGGCACCAUCCAACUCAUCUACUCUCUCGUACAUUUUAAUCUUCCCUCUCAGCGAUUGAAGGAUCUGGAUGACACUUUGAAUGGUACCAUCCACUUCCUCUACACUGCGAUAGAAGACGGUCUCCUCCCGGAUGUAGUCUUUGUGCAAACCACCCAGCGCAGGCUCUCAUUGUACCGGAAUCUUACGGAACGGCUGCGGACACGAGUGCACUGCGCCACAAACUUCCGUCAGCAAUGCUCUGCAAUGGCAAAUGGCCUAUCGAGCCGCAUCAACUCUCUUUGCGGAAGGGUGAAGGCUAUUCGUGCAGACAUCUCAUCAGUCAGCGAGAACACACGAAGACUGUUGGAAGGCGAAAAUCAUUGCAAUGAUGAUAAUAGCUCGAUCGGAACUAUUCAGCAAAGCUCUGUGGCUAUUACGACCUUUGGGAAAUCAGGUAUUCAUCCUCCACUUACAGGUCGGCUACAAAUCCUAGAGGAUGAACCUGUUCCCGGGAUUCACAUCGCACCUCCUCCUCCCGUUUACACCCGAUCUGUCAGGCAGCACUGUCAUUCCCCACCUGCAAACCAUACAGUCCUGAACCUUGCUCCAGCUGCCCUGAAUGCCGCAUUUAUGGACUCAUAUUUUCAUACUCCAAAUGACACCGAUCGGCUGCUAGACCUUCCCAUCACUACCCGGAGUAUCGAUCGUGGGCAACUUGACUCGGAUAAAUUCGAACCUACUAAACAGGAUACCGAAACCUCUCUUCCAUCCGUUAUUUCUGAAGUUGACUUGGAUCGAAUCUCCAAUGUUCUGGCUACUGCGCUCACUGCCGUACGAGAACUUCAAGAACUGAAGCAGAGGCAUGAGUCGAUGAGCGAGACAACAAUGACUGUUCAUCGUAAGUUAACGCUGGCUUGGUUUACAGGCCACUUACAUGAUAUUUUUCUCCGCAGUUAAUGCAGUCAAGUGGUAGAAAUUCUGGUUGAUACUGUAUCGCAAGUCAGUGACGUUUUCGGCCAUGUCGAACCUUUUCAUCUAUGCUCCUCGCAGGUCUUGUGCUGUCAUUCUCACACUCCGUUAUCGACAUGCCUACUAUGCUAGGCUACUUGCUUUGCUUUGCUUUAUUUUCAUCUGCUUUCCCGGCUCGUUACGUCGUCUGUGCUUUCUCGCUUUCGUAUGCAUGUCUUAUAAAAUACUAUCUUCUGGCACGGCGCGUCAUUGCAGCUAGGCUUGUUUGUGGUCGACUUCGCGUACAUCGGAACUUGUCUUCAUUUGACCGCCUUUCCAUUUUUUAAUUUAUCCACUUUUCUGCUAUCGUCGUACUGUUUUCCUUUGUUUUUGUUUGCUUUCUUCAUCGUUUUCGUCGUCUAUGUUAAUACCUCAGUCUCAGUUCUGGGCAUCGUUACUUACUGAACGUAUGGAGUUUCUUCAGGCCGAUUAUUGGAACCUUUCCACAUUUUUGUAUGCCAAGUUUUCUCACAAAGGAGCUAAUGCUGUAUUCAUCAAACACAUUAGAAUUUAGUGACAUGAUUGAAUGU